AUGCUGCAGAUCGGCCAUCCGGAUAACCUCAGUAAGGAGAAGGACCAGCAGAAGAGAGCGCGGGAAGUCACCGUUCGAGUGCAGCCGCGGGAGUCGUCGGUGUCCUCGUCCGGGUGGUCCGGUACGGAACGCUGCGACGCGCCUCCGUCGAAAGAUGCGUCGACGUUUCUCGGAAAACCCGUUGUGGUGGCGCCCGGCGGCGAAAAGCUCAUCGUGAAGGACGAAUCCGGCAUGGACAUCGAACUCGUCCCCACGGGUACCUCCUCCAUCCCCCACUUCCCCAAAACCAUCCACCUCCCCCACCCCACCAACAACGCCGACACCUCCGAAUACACCCUCCUCGGCCUCGGCAUCCGCAGCGUCUCCUUCCUCAGCAUCCAAGUCUACGUAGUCGGCCUCUACGUCCGCACCGCCUCCCUCCCCGCCCUCCAAUCUACCCUCGUCCAUCGCGUCAACCCCACCGCCACUGCCCUCAUCCCCUCCGAAAAGGCCGACCUCCGCACCGCACUCCUCGAUCCCGACGCCUCCUAUCAGCUCUGGGACGCCGUCCUGGCUGACCCUGCUGCCACCAAAGUCGACACCGCCCUCCGCGUCGUGCCCACCCGCAGCACCGACUUCAACCACCUCCGCGACGGCUGGGUCACGGGGAUCAAGGCGCGCACGGCCGCCGCGCAGAAGGCCGGGGAUGCGUCGUUCGCGGACGAGAGCUUCGCGGAGUCGAUGCGGGGGUUUCAGGCGGCGUUGGCAGGGCGAGGGUCGGCGCCGAAGGGGUCGGUGAUAGUAUUACGACGAAAGGAGCAGGGGGAAUUGGAGAUGCUGUUUCAGAAGCGGGAGAAAGUGGAGGGGAGGGGAGUGGGUGGGGAGUGGGAGGGAUUGGGGACGGUGGAGGAUGAGCGGGUGGCAAGGUUGUUGUGGUUGGGGUAUCUUGGGGGGAAGAAGGUGAGUAGUGAGGGGGUGAGGAAGGCAGUGGUGGAGGGGUGCAUGGAGUUGGUGGAGAGGCCGACGGGGACGUUGGCGACGAGGGUGGAGUGA
Eremomyces bilateralis CBS 781.70 is the source of this 1032-nucleotide messenger RNA. RefSeq lists its product as uncharacterized. The transcript has a single exon. Lineage: Eukaryota; Fungi; Ascomycota; Dothideomycetes; Eremomycetales; Eremomycetaceae. The record is from RefSeq and is a predicted model, not a curated record. Bases 1 to 1032 code for a protein of 343 amino acids. Gene Ontology annotation, molecular function: intramolecular lyase activity.